This is a messenger RNA of Girardinichthys multiradiatus, 5206 nucleotides long. Its product is annotated as ephrin type-B receptor 3-like. The coding region runs from base 664 to 3609 and encodes 981 amino acids. Gene Ontology annotation, cellular component: plasma membrane; neuron projection. Lineage: Eukaryota; Metazoa; Chordata; Actinopteri; Cyprinodontiformes; Goodeidae. Gene Ontology annotation, molecular function: transmembrane-ephrin receptor activity; protein binding; ATP binding. Gene Ontology annotation, biological process: protein phosphorylation; axon guidance; cell surface receptor protein tyrosine kinase signaling pathway. The transcript has 16 exons. The record is from RefSeq and is a predicted model, not a curated record.
CUCCUCUGCCUGGGCUUCAUUCCUGUACACGAUCCGAGCGAGACAGACGGUUUAACGGAGCUGCCAGAAGCAGAGAGAUUCGCUCAGGGAAUAAAUAUAUGUGAACCGCGCCACUGUUUUCUUUACGGGAAUACCACUGGGUCGCGGACGCACGUGAGCACGCACAGGCUCAUAUGGGACCACUGGCCAUGGUUCCGACUCCUCUACACUGAACCGCAAACAAAAGUAUUGUGGAAUCUCCCGGAGCAAGUUGUUGUUUUAUAGCAGAAUCCAAACGGGAAUGCUGUCUGGAUGGUGACCGCGGACUGGACUACCUGCUCUCCUGCUCAGUGCGCAGGGAAGGGACUGGGAGACUUGCAUCCACUGCCUGCGUGCUCUCUGGUUUAAUAGGGUGCUUUGAGGAUCAGUGGAAAUAAUAGAAAAGUGAGAAGGGUUUUUCUGUUUUUUUACACACUUUAUACCAAGGUGAAAGCUACUUUCUGCGAUCUCUCACCUGCGAGCGUUUUUUUGAAUGGGGAUAACUCUGAUCCUGGAGUCUUGACGCAGCAGCUGGGACUAGGACGGGCUGGGGGUGCGUGGAGCGUCGGGUCACCCCGGGAUUGUUUUCUACCGUCACUCUCUUCUCAGUCGCGGCUCUGUUUUCAUGUCCAAGUUGACCACUUUAUGACAAUGGAUUACUUUCUGCUUUUAUGCAGCCUCUUGGUGUCUGUGGUGUCCGCCGUUGAAGAGACGCUGAUGGACACGAAAUGGGCCACGACAGAGUUAGCAUGGACUGCACACCCUGAGACUGGGUGGGAAGAGGUCAGUGGCUAUGAUGAUGCCAUGAAUCCCAUCCGGACAUACCAAGUCUGCAACGUACGUGAGCUCAACCAGAAUAACUGGCUACGCAGUGACUUCAUCCUGCGUAAAGAUGUGCUGCGUGUUUAUGUUGAGAUGAAAUUCACAGUACGUGACUGCAACAGCAUUCCCAAUAUACCGGGUUCCUGCAAGGAGACUUUCAACCUCUUUUACUAUGAGUCUGAUUCAGACUCUGCCACCGCCACCAGCCCUUUCUGGAUGGAGAACCCUUAUGUGAAGGUGGACACCAUCGCCCCAGAUGAAAGUUUCUCAAUGCUUGAGUCUGGAAGGGUAAACACAAAGGUUCGAAGUUUUGGGCCACUGUCCAAAGCUGGGUUCUACCUGGCCUUCCAGGACCUUGGUGCUUGCAUGUCACUCAUCUCAGUGAGGGUGUUUUACAAAAAGUGCUCCACCACCAUCGCCAACUAUGCAGUUUUCCCAGAAACCGCCACAGGAGCUGAGGCAACCUCCUUGGUUAUUGCACCAGGAACUUGUGUUCCCAAUGCCUUGGAGGUAUCUGUCCCAUUGAAGCUCUACUGCAACGGAGAUGGAGAGUGGAUGGUGCCUGUAGGAUCAUGUACAUGUGCAGCUGGUUUUGAACCAGCCAUGAAGGAUACCCAGUGUCAAGCUUGCGGCCAAGGCUCCUUCAAGUCCAAACAAGGGGAUGGCCCAUGUUUUCCAUGCCCAGCCAAUAGUCGAGCCACCUCUGGAGCAGCCAGCAUUUGUUCCUGUCGAAAUGCUUAUUAUCGCUCUGACACAGAUACUCCAGACUCCCCAUGCACCACUGUUCCGUCGGCUCCACGCAGUGUCAUCUCGAGCGUUAACGAAACAUCGCUGCUGCUAGAAUGGAGCGAACCUCGGGAUAUGGGUGGCCGCGAGGACAUCCUUUUUAACGUCAUCUGUAAAAAGUGCCUGCCUGAGCGAGGAAUGUGUUCACGAUGCGAUGACAAUGUGGACAUUUCUCCACGCCACUUGGGCCUGACACAGCGCCGUGUGACAGUCCGCAACCUCCAAGCCCACACGCAGUAUAGCUUUGAGAUCCAGGCGGUUAACGGUGUGUCCAACAAGAGCCCCUAUACGCCUCAGUUUGCCUCAGUGAACAUCACAACGAAUCAGGCCGCUCCCUCUGCAGUGCCCACGGUUCAUCUAAUGGCAGCCACAGCAAGCACCAUGAGUCUAUCCUGGCUUCCUCCAGAAAACCCCAAUGGAAUCAUUCUGGAUUAUGAGAUUAAGUACCAUGAGAAGGAUCAAGGUGAGGCCAUUGCCCACACCAUGACUGCCCAAAGGAGCAACGCCCGCAUUGAGGGUCUUAAGGCUGGUACACCGUAUGUUGUUCAAGUCCGGGCCAGAACGGUGGCUGGCUAUGGCCGUUACAGUACCCCAGCAGACUUUAGCACCAAUCUGAAUACCGACCCCCCAAAGUCAUGGCAGGAGCAGCUGCCACUCAUCGUUGGAUCCAUUACAACAGCCUUGGUCUUUAUCAUCGCAGUUGUGGUCAUCGGUAUUGUCUGCCUCAGAAAACAAAGAAAUGGUUCAGAGUCAGAGUACACAGAGAAACUCCAGCAGUACAUUACACCCGGAAUGAAGGUCUACAUUGACCCCUUCACCUAUGAGGAUCCCAAUGAAGCAGUGCGCGAGUUUGCCAAGGAGAUUGACGUGUCCUGCGUGAAGAUCGAGGAGGUCAUUGGCGCAGGAGAGUUUGGGGAAGUAUGUCGUGGUCGCCUGAAGCUGCCCGGGCGUCGGGAAAUAAUUGUGGCCAUCAAGACCCUAAAGGUGGGCUACACUGAUCGCCAGAGGCGAGACUUCCUGUCUGAAGCAUCCAUCAUGGGCCAGUUUGAUCACCCCAAUAUUAUUCGACUGGAAGGAGUAGUCACCAAGAGUCGGCCAGUGAUGAUUGUGACUGAAUUCAUGGAAAACGGGGCCCUGGACUCUUUUCUAAGGCUCAAUGACGGGCAGUUCACAGUGAUCCAGUUGGUUGGUAUGUUGCGUGGUAUUGCAGCAGGCAUGAAAUACCUGUCAGACAUGAACUACGUGCACAGAGACCUGGCUGCACGCAACAUCCUCGUUAACAGCAAUCUGGUGUGUAAAGUGUCAGAUUUUGGGUUGUCCCGAUUCCUCGAAGACGACCCCACAGAUCCCACCUAUACCAGCUCUCUUGGGGGGAAAAUUCCCAUCCGCUGGACAGCUCCUGAAGCUAUUGCCUACAGGAAGUUCACCUCGGCCAGUGACGUGUGGAGCUACGGCAUCGUCAUGUGGGAAGUUAUGUCGUAUGGCGAGCGGCCGUAUUGGGACAUGAGCAAUCAAGAUGUGAUAAAUGCCGUAGAGCAGGAUUAUCGACUGCCCCCACCCAUGGACUGCCCCACAGCCCUACACCAGCUCAUGCUGGACUGCUGGGUGAAGGAAAGGAACCUGCGGCCCAAAUUCACCCAGAUUGUUGCCACGCUGGAUAAACUUAUUCGCAAUGCAGCCAGCCUCAAAUUGGUCACCAACAGCACACAGUCCACUGGGGUAUCCCAGCCCUUGCUUGAUCGCUGUGUGCCAGACUAUACCACUUUCACCACUGUGGGGGACUGGCUGGAUGCCAUCAAGAUGGGCCGCUACCGUGACAACUUUGUCAACGCCGGAUUUGCCUCCUUUGACCUGGUAGCCCAGAUGACGGCAGAGGACCUGCUGCGGAUAGGGGUGACGUUGGCUGGUCAUCAGAAGAAAAUUCUUGGUAGCAUUCAGGACAUGAGACUACAGAUGAACCAAACACUUCCUGUCCAGGUGUGAGCAGCAGGACACACAAGACGGAUGCAGUCAAAGGACAGCCAGACAAGAAAAGGGGAGAAACUGUGCCAGAGAGGGCCACAGGAAAACCCUAGCUGCCUGACCCAUCUCUGCCAACUAGACACUAUGAAACUGGCUUGCAGUGCCUAAGAAUAUUUUUUUCUUUAAUUCAAUACCACUUACAUUUCCUGUGCCCACUCUUUUGUUCUUUGCAUUGUUUCUUUCUUCCAUCAAGAAUUGGUAUGUUUUUGAAAGAUGAGGACCUUUCCCCAAUUCCCAUGUGUGCCUCACCAACUCUAGAACGGGUUGAUGUUUGCAUGCAUGUUUAUUUGUCAAGUUGGCCUUAGUCAUGGUCUGAUCCUCAUGCAAGACCCUAUUUUCUUGACCUUCAGAGCGUAAUAAGACAUGGUAAAGGAUGAACUUCCCUUGCGCAAAGGUAAUCAAGGUGAUAGGACAUAUCUGUGCCAGACCACAGGAGGCAGAGGAAUUUCCCCAAUAGAAGCUGUUUUACUGUGCAUGUGUGUUAUUCUCCAUCUUCAUAUUGAAGGUGUGUUACCUAAAAGGGCAGUAGCUUGGAGAGACAUGGAGUUGUGAAGGAAACUUUAAACGUGCUGCAGUCAAAGAUUAAGAGAAUGACAGAUGUCAAAGGAAGGGAGACACGGUUUUUGGACACCUGCUACGACUGUUGGGUCACCAGGCACCCUCUUCACUACGACCUGAAGUGGCAUAGGAUUGUUCCUCUCCUUGAUGACACCUACUAAUCAACUAUGUUUUUUUUACACAUGAAAUAAUUUCCUCUGUUCGCAAAUGUUCUGUUUCCAUAAGAAGUUUUUUUUUUUUUCUCUCAUAUGCAUUUUUGAGAGAACCGUGGCCAGUCCAACCAGUACCCUGUCUUCUGGACACUUUAUGUGACAAGGGGAAAAAGGACUGUGGCAACACUGUUUGAAAGAUUUCCUGGCCUUUUGUGUGCAUUUUUUUCAAUGUGAGUGUCUACUUGUGUGUGUGCGCACAUGUGUGUAUGUAUGUAUGAUUAACGAGUGUUUGGACGUGCUAGAGUGCACCUGGUUGCAUACAAAUAUACUGUACAAUACAGCUUCCGCAAUUUGACAUCAUGAAUUAACGCAUGAACUGAACUGUAAUAAGCAGACACUAUAUCUAAAAUAAUUACGCUAUACUCUGUGGACAGCUGUUAAACAUUCACCUUUCUUUAUUGGAUCCCCAAAAUGGACAUUGAUCACACACACACACACACAUCCCACCCACACACAAUCAUGACUGAUGCUUUUAUUUCUACUUACUAUUAUCUGGAUUUAGAAAUAAUCUUUUUUUUUUCUCUAUGUUUCUUGACAUCCUGCCCUGUGUAUUUAUUUGUACCUUACCCACCAACCCAUGAUCCCUCAUCAAAAUAAGGAUGGACCAGGCUGUUUGGGGAAAGUAAAACAAUCAGAGAGAGAAAUGAAACUCCAAGAGAAGUCAUCUGAUGAAUUGAUGAUUAAUAAACAAAGUAAUUGCCUAUAUAUUGGAUUUUGUAUUUUUGUUGUUGUUCUAAACAGCCUGUACAGGUUUUGUAACAAAAGUAAGAUAAAUGACUAAAGAAAGA